AUCUCCAGUCUCAUGGCAAGGAUCAAACAGCUUGAAUAUAGAGGUAAAUGUGAGCAAGAUUCGUCUCGACUUAAAGACCAGUCACUCGAGGAGGCUCAGCAACAGUGUGUACAGUUGCAAGACCAGUGCGUGCAUUUACGAGCUCAUGCCCAGCAACAAGAGGAACUUGUUGAUUCCUUGAUGGGGCAGUUGGAGACAAAAGAACGUGUGAAUCAGAUCCUGCAGAGCAAAGUAGAGGAACUUUCGUCUCAGACAAAAUUUGUUUCCAUGAAGAGCUGUCAGACAGAGGAAACUUAUUUUGCAUCACAGCCUACGGCAACUAAUGAUAUCCAGCCAGAAGAAAGCAAAAAAUUGGAUGUUUCAUUGCAGACUGUAUGUUCUGCACUAGAUGCAGUGGAUGCAGAAAUUCAGACAGAAGCCGAGACUCAGGAAGAUUUAAUGACAAAAAGCAUAGGAAGUGUGCCUCUUCAACAAGCCAGGCAGAUAGAAACAUCUACAUUGUCAACCCAAACAGAAGAAAGUUUAAAGAAUGAAAUAUGCAAUGUUCAAGAUGCAGAAACACAGAGUGAAGAGUGUAAGGAACCACAGGGCAUCAGCACAGGUAUCCAGUGCACAUCAGAAACUGUUGUGAAGUCGUGCCAGACUCAGAUCCUUACCCAAAGUCACACUGUGCAAACUGACUUGACAAGUGCAAAUAGCCAUAUUCAGCCAAAGAAGGUAGUUAAAGAUAUUCCAUGCCAGACAUCAGCACUUGGAAGGCAAGCAGCAGUUCAGACAGAUGUCCAGGAAGAUCCAUCUCCUCGGAAGUCACCAGACGGCCAGCAGGAGGCGAGCCCUAGUAUUAGUGUUCACGAUAUAACAUCAGCACUUGAACCAGUACUCCUUAACUUUUCAAAUGAUGUUAAAACUCUGAUAACAGAUACAUUUGAUGUCAACCAGACCUCUGCCUUAGAGAAUAUUAGUCAGUGUCUUAUUAGGGAGAUACAAAAUAUUGGAAGCAGUCUUGAGACAUCUCUCCAGCAAGCAUCUUCACUGCAGUGUGAAGAUACUCAACAGAAAUUUAGCAGUGCUAUGGACCGCAUUGAGGACUCCUUGCGAUCGCGGCUAGAGACAACUGCGCAACUUCUCCAAAGCAGGGAGAGAAAUAAUUCAGGAGAGAUUCAGGAGGUUCUUGAGAAGGUAAACUCUUCUCUUGUCACGAGGUUUGAAGAAGUGAGGAACGACCUGAAUAAGAUACAGAGGCAGAGGGAGUCUACUGAACAAGAUGUUUUGGAGAAGCUGGAUUCUUCCUUCAGAAAUCUUAAGGAGAAUAAUGACUACAGUCUGAAGAGCUUAUCAGACUCAAUCAAAACAAGCAAAGACUAUAAUAUGCAUGCCAUUGAGACUCUGAAGGAUGAUUUGAUGCCAAAGUUUGCUGAAAUGAAGAGGGCUAUUGCAGCUAACCAGCCUGAAGAUAGUGGCAUAUCAGAAAGCCUCAACAGGGAUAUCACAGAUAAGUUGGGGAAAAUGGAGAGGUCCCUCGUGUCAUCAUUCGAGAAGAGUCUGAGCAAUCAGGAUUUGUCAGGUGUAGAGCAUGAAGUUCACAGAAUGUCAGAAGAAUUGCAAAGAAAGAUCUCAGCUCUACAGCAUGGCCUGCAGUCUGUUGAUUCAGGCUCAAGACUGGAUUUGACAGAGGUGGAUGCAGACUUGAAGAGCAUCAGGGAGAGCAACAAGCAGGUCAUGUCCCUCCUUAAAGCCCGGUCUUCCGAAGCAAACACCAAUCUGAGCGAAGCGCUGGAAGAGAAUUUCCUCAUUCUGCAAGAUAACUUGCGUCGACUCCAGCAGACUCUGGUGCAGAGAAUUAAUGAAGUGUCUCAGCAUGCUAAUAUAGCAGAGGACCAGAAAUUGUCCUGGCUGUCCAAGCAGAUAACAGAGAUGGCCACCCAGGUCACAGGGAUGCAGACAGGACUCAUGCGCAUGCAGUCGUCCCUCGAAGCAUCCCAGAGUCUGCCUUCUGCCAGUGGAAUCCUUGAUGAGUCUCUUAUAUCAUCCCUGAAAGCCAGUAAUGAGCAAGCAGUGUCAAGUCUGAAGUUCCAGAACCAAAGCAUGAUACAGCUGUUAGAAUCUUUGCAGAAGGAUAUCCAUAGCUUUAUGCAUCAGAAACCCAUUGCAAAGGAUGGGCCUGAAGUGCAGCUGUUAAAAGAUUCUUUACAUAAUAAAGAACUGGAACUGGAUAGACUCUCUAGCAGUCAAGAAAAACUUCAAGAGAAGGUUCGCUUUCAGAGUGCAAAUCUGGAACGUUUACAGCAAGCAGAACUCCACCACCAGCAGACAAUAGAGUCUCUCACGAGGGAGCUGAAGGAGGCACAGAACACACUCAGAGAAAAGGAUGAGAGAAUUCACGAAGUAGCACUCAAGACAGCCAGCCAGAAUGACGAUUCCUCCAGGAUCCGUCAGGAGAAUUUCCGCCUCAGCUCAGAGAAUGGCAAGCUCUCAGCACUGUUGCAGGCAGAGCAACAUCAGAGGCAGUGGUACGAGGGGGAGCUGCAUGGCCUGAAGGAGGCUAAGGAUAUUUCUGAGGCCAAAGUCCAAGAGUUGAUCCAACUCAUACAAAUGCCGCGACAGCAGCCUCCCAUGCUCCGCACUCCUCCGACAGGCAGAGACAACGAUGAUGACAGUCUUGCAGAUAAGAAGAAAGAAAUAAGGAAACUGGAAGAGGAAAAGGUGGAGGCAGAGAACCGGCAUAAGGAAGAAUGCAACAGAGCUCAGCGUUUGGAACUGCGGCUGAGAGAAACCGAGGCUGAGCUGGGAUUGGAAAGAAAUUCCAAAGGGGAACUCGAGAAGCAGCUGAGGAAGACUAAGGAGAGCCUCACACAGCUCCAGCAAGGUAUCCAUGAAGCCACACAAAAUCAAGAAUCUCUGCAGGAUCUGACCGACCAAAAGAAAGAGCUAGAAGCUGAGCUCAGGAAUAGCAAUGACACCAUAGAAACUCUCAGGAAGAAAAUAGAGAGCAUAAACCAAGAGAAGCUGCAGCUGAAACAGGAAGUCAUGAUGCUGAAAGGAGAGAAGCUGUCCUUUGAACUGAUCAGGCUCCCCAGAGAAUAUGUGCCAAAAGCAACACUCCUCCACCUUCAGGCUGAGAUUGAGAGCAAGUGUCAGCUUGAGUUGAGCAACAAACUUGCUGAAUUAAACCAGCUCAUUGACCAACAGAGUCAGCAACAGCAGUCCCAAGCCAAAGUCAAAGAAUCUCAAGAACAGGGACUAAGGAACGAAAUCUCGAGGUUAUCCGAGGAAAUAAUACGGCUGCGGGCAAAACUAAGUGUGUAUAGUGAGGAGGAAGAUACGUGGAAAACACGGCACAACAGACUCAUGGAUCUCUACCAACAUGAAGUGCAGACCAAACAUAACCACAUCCACAAAAACUCACAGAUAAACAAACCCAAAGAAGAAUCGCUUUCCAUCAACCUCCGUGAGAUCAAUGCUCAUCUGCAGACGCCCUUUGCCUCAUCAACAUUUCUGGGGCAGCUAACACCACCUUCGUCUAUGCACCUUCCAAAGGCUCCUAGCAAUAUUGACAGUUACCAUUAUACUCACUCGGACACACUAGACCGAACCCUCAACAAGUACCUAAGUUCCGUUGAUGAAAGGCCAAGGUCCAUGAGAACAGACGACAAACCCCAAGCCAGAACAUCGCCAGUCCAGCCUCCUCCCACACUUUGGCGGAAGGAGCAGCUGCCAACCCUAGACAAAUCCUGUGAAGAUUACGUUGACCUUCUACGGAAGAAGUACGGCCUAUGAUGGGACGUAUACAAUUGUACACUGUUAAUAAUCGAUGGAGAGGGAUGAUCAGGAUGAUUUGUAUCGCAGCAAUGACUGUAGUUUUAUAAGUCAUCAGAAUGCAUUUUUUAGUGUGUCCUUCCACACAUUUGUAAAAUGGGUGAUUACUGAUAGAUGUGUUUUAUUUUUUAAUGACUGAAUUCCUUGAUUAACUGUGCUAUGAAUAGUCCUCUACCUCGUGGUGUAAUUAGAAGCCGUCCAUACUAAUGAUACUGUCCUUUAUGUGCCUGGAUUUUUAUUUUUAGAACUUUUUAAUAUAUGGAGUUAAUGUUAUGAAAUGUGGAUAUCCUAACUAAUCAGAGAAAAGUGAUUGCCUUUUUUCUAAUUGGUGAUUUUGAUAUUUGAAUGACAGAAAAGUGAAUCUGUAUAAUCUAUAUCAGCCCCUUUGAAUAGGCUUAAGGAAAAUGCAACGGCCACAAAUGAGCACGUUUCAUGUUUCAAAAAAUGUUUAGCAUUAUAAAAAUAGUUGGUAAUGAUUAAGAAACACUGGAAAUUUAUGGAUUUUAUUAUUUACUCUGAGGGGUUAAGUACACUCCAUAAAUG
This is a messenger RNA of Penaeus monodon (black tiger shrimp), 4359 nucleotides long. Its product is annotated as interaptin-like. Lineage: Eukaryota; Metazoa; Arthropoda; Malacostraca; Decapoda; Penaeidae. The record is from RefSeq and is a predicted model, not a curated record.